Protopolystoma xenopodis is the source of this 252-nucleotide messenger RNA. Lineage: Eukaryota; Metazoa; Platyhelminthes; Monogenea; Polystomatidea; Polystomatidae. The record is from the annotation of a GenBank genome assembly.
AUGCCGGCGAGACGUUUGGGAAGGUACCCAGUUAAUGGUCGAAUGCUGGAAUUCACGAAUACUAUGGCAGAGGAUGUAGGACUAGGUACGUUCCACAAGGUCUACCUGACGCUCCGACCAACUCUACAUCACCCUUCCGUCAAGCCUGGCGCAAUCACCUUUAUUGAGAUCCUACGUGACGGGCACUCUGAUUUGGGCAUUAGCUUUGUUGGUGGCUCAGACACGCCACUAGUAAGUUUUUCAGAUUUGUGA